Messenger RNA from Penicillium lagena, 999 nucleotides. Its product is annotated as rRNA-binding ribosome biosynthesis protein RPF2. Gene Ontology annotation, biological process: maturation of LSU-rRNA from tricistronic rRNA transcript (SSU-rRNA, 5.8S rRNA, LSU-rRNA); ribosomal large subunit assembly. The record is from RefSeq and is a predicted model, not a curated record. Gene Ontology annotation, molecular function: rRNA binding. Gene Ontology annotation, cellular component: nucleolus. Bases 1 to 999 code for a protein of 332 amino acids. The transcript is spliced from 2 exons. Lineage: Eukaryota; Fungi; Ascomycota; Eurotiomycetes; Eurotiales; Aspergillaceae.
AUGUUGCGCGAAGUCAAGCCCAAAAAUCCGCGCAUCGCGCGCAUUCUCAAGGCGCGGGAACCGCAACUCAUUGAGCCGCCCAAGAAGACGCUCCUGCUGCACGGCGCAAAAUGUCCGCAAGUACUGGACACUGUGCUGAAGACAUUUCACUCCCUGACGAAGCCUCAUUCGAUUAUGUUCCACAAGAAGAACGAGAAUAUCCGCCCCUUCGAGAACACGGAGAGCCUCGAGUUUUUGGCGAACAAGAACGAUUGCGGCCUGGUUGUGUUCGGGAGCAGCAACAAGAAGCGGCCUAAUUGCGUGACAAUUGCACGGAUCUACAAUGCCCAGCUCUUGGAUAUGUGCGAGCUCCUCCUUCUCCCUCCUGCGGACGGCGAGACCAUCCCGCCCAUCAACGAGCUGGUCAUGCACAUCGGCGUGGAGCUGCGGCCGAUGAUGCUUUUCUCGGGUAGUCCAUGGGAUGAUCCAACCUCUUCAGCCCACGUUAUGCUGAAGAACAUGUUCCUUGACCUGUUCAAGGGCGAGGAAGCCGACCGGAUCGAUGUCGAGGGCCUGCAGUAUGUGCUUAUGGUCGGUGCCGAGGAGCCCCGUGACAAUUUGUCGCCGGUGGUUCACCUGCGGUGGUACAAGGUGAUCACCAAGCGUAGUGGCCAUAAGCUGCCGCGCGUGGAGCUGGAGGAGGUCGGACCCAAGUUCGAUUUCAAGGUCGGCCGCGUGCGUCCGGCCUCCGCGGAGGCCAUGAAGGAGGCCAUGAAGCAGGGCAAGCGGCCGAAUGAAGAGAUGAAGACCAAGAAGAAUAUCACCAUGGACUCGAUCGGUGAUAAGAUUGGUCGUGUGCAUCUGGGCAAGCAGGAUCUCAAGGGCUUGCAGACUCGCAAGAUGAAGGGUCUCAAGCGUCGGGCGGGGAUAGAUGAUGAGGACGAGGGUGGGGAUGAGGAUAUGAUGGAGGUGGACGAGAUCUCCGAGGACGAGGGCCACAAGCGUGUGCGGACCGAGUAG